AUGACAAGAUCGAAGAGUUGCUGUAUAGUUAUGGAGGCAUAUGUCCAGCUCAGUAAUACAAAAUCUUUUAAAACAUUUGUUACCUUAGCUUGCCGGCUACUUUGUUCUUACUUUUCAGACUUAGAUGAAUGUUUGAAUGUUUCGACAUGUCAACAUGGAGGAUCGUGUACAAAUACUGCUGGAAGCUACAGCUGCUACUGUUCCAAGGGUUGGAUUGGACAACGUUAUGAAAUAGACACUGACGAAUGUCUUAACUCUUCAAGAUGUUUAACAGGAGCUACAUGCUUUAACAAUCCUGGAAGUUACACAUGUCUUUACCAAUGUUCGGAGGGAUGGACUGAUAAACCUUGUAAAACAGCACCCCCGACAUGUUUCGCAUGCGAUUACACAUCGUCCUUGUCAUUCUGUGACAGCAUCGAACAUUGUACCGGAAAUCAGACGUGUUACCUGCAGAGUUUUACAAAUACACAUGGGCACACACAUUAUAGGUCUGGAUGUACGGACAGACAGACAUGUCGCCAACAUGAACAUGAUGGAAAUUCUGGUGAAACGUGUCUUCACUGCUGUAACGAUGACUUCUGUAAUUCUCACGGAUGCGGUGAUAAUGGAUUUCCACCGAAGCAGUCGCGUGGUCCACUGUGUCUUGACUGUACACACGUCAGUGAUCCAAACGAGUGUGACCAAAUGACAAUAUGUUCAUCCGAUGAGAUGUGCCGUAUUGAAGAGCUGCCAUGGGGAGACAAUUCGAUAUAUCAUCUGGGUUGUGCAUCAGUCCAUGACUGCGCUGUUGAAUCGAACUCACUGGGAAAACGGUCAGUGAACUCCUUAAUGCAUAGAUCCGUGCCAGUCUGCACAGAAUGUUGCCAUGAUGAUUUCUGCAACCAGAACUGCACAAGAAAGGGCUAUAACCAGCAACAGAUUAUUGUAGGGUAGACUGACCAUGCUUCGAUUACAGGAUCUUUAGAACGGAAC
Mercenaria mercenaria is the source of this 972-nucleotide messenger RNA. RefSeq names its product neurogenic locus notch homolog protein 2-like. The record is from RefSeq and is a predicted model, not a curated record. NCBI's taxonomy places the organism in Eukaryota, Metazoa, Mollusca, Bivalvia, Venerida, Veneridae. The coding region runs from base 1 to 933 and encodes 310 amino acids. The transcript is spliced from 9 exons. Gene Ontology annotation, molecular function: calcium ion binding.